Molecule: messenger RNA, 3035 nt
Organism: Vanessa tameamea
Lineage: Eukaryota; Metazoa; Arthropoda; Insecta; Lepidoptera; Nymphalidae
Gene: Ns2
Exons: 4
Coding region: 157-2940 (927 amino acids)
Cellular component (GO): nucleolus
Molecular function (GO): GTP binding
Source: RefSeq, a predicted model, not a curated record
UCCUGUUGCCUUUAGUUGUACUGUCAAAGAGAUGUUCAUCAUAUGUAUAAACUUCAACAUAACCUAAAAUACUGUUAAAAAGUGGUAGUUCCGCGUGUUAUUUUUAAUAAUUAAUUUUGUUAUUAAAAUCUUUCUCAUUUUAUCGCUUUAUUUACAAUGGGGAAAGUAAGAUCAGCUCCGGGCGCCCCUCGGAAAGAGGGGUUCAAUAAAUCUGGGCACUCGAUGAAUCCCGAGAGGCCUACGGAGGGUUUAAAAGGGGUUGGUAAACCAAGAACUAAAGGAACCAUCAAAAGACUUCAAAUGUACCGUAAUUUUAAAGCUAAACGAGAUAAAACUGGCAAAAUUCUCACACCUGCGCCAUUUCAAGGCUGGCUUCCAUCAGGUACUAGAGCUAGAGUAGAACCGAAUCAGAAAUGGUUUGGAAACUCUAGGGUUAUUUCACAAGGAGCUUUACAGAAAUUUCAAGAAGAAUUUGGAGCAGCAAUCAAGAAUCCUUAUCAAGUAGUUAUGAAGCCAACAAAUUUACCUAUAACCUUGUUAAAUGAAAAAGCUAAACAUGCAAGAGUGCAUCUCUUAGAUACGGAAGGCUUUGAUAAAACAUUUGGACCAAAGAAACAAAGAAAAAGAGUCAAUUUAAAAUUUAAUGAUCUUGAAACUCUGUCUAAAGUAGUUGAAGAAAACACUGAAAAAUAUGAUGAAAGCAAAGAUGUGGAUAGGGUUCGAGAAGACAGUGGUAUGAAGGAAGGACAAAGGGAGUGGAUAUUCGGAGCUGGAAUGAGUAGAAGAAUCUGGAAUGAACUAUACAAAGUUAUUGAUUCUUCAGAUGUACUGUUGCAAAUUCUUGAUGCAAGGGAUCCAAUGGGUACCAGAAGUCCGUAUGUAGAAAAAUUUCUCAGAGAAGAAAAACCACACAAACACUUAAUAUUUAUUUUAAAUAAAGUUGAUUUAGUUCCCAAUUGGGUAACUCAAAGAUGGGUUGCUAUACUAAGUUCAGAGUAUCCAACCGUAGCAUUUCAUGCUUCUAUGACUCACCCAUUUGGCAAAGGAUCACUUAUUAAUUUAUUGCGACAGUUUGCUAAAUUACACAUAGAUAAGAAACAAAUAAGUGUAGGACUUAUUGGUUAUCCAAAUGUUGGCAAAUCUUCAGUGAUUAAUACAUUACGAGCAAAAAAAGUCUGUAAAGUGGCUCCUAUAGCAGGUGAAACAAAGGUCUGGCAAUACAUAACACUAAUGAGAAGAAUAUUUUUGAUUGAUUGCCCAGGAAUUGUUUAUCCCUCUGCUGAAACAGACACUGAAAAAGUUUUAAAAGGAGUUGUUAGAGUUGAACUUGUGCAAAACCCUGAAGAUUAUAUAGAGGAAGUUAUUAAACGAGUUAGAAAGGAAUAUUUGAUAAAAACAUAUAAAGUUGAUGGCUGGACAAAUGCAACAGAUUUUUUAGAAAAAUUGGCAGCUCGCACUGGUAAAUUGCUAAAAAAAGGAGAACCUGAUGUUCCUUCAGUAGCUAAAAUGGUACUCAACGAUUGGCAAAGAGGCAAGCUUCCAUUUUAUGUAGCACCUGAAGGUUUUGAGGUACCUUUAUCAAAGCAACUAAAUGAUGUAAAAACCAAAGAAACAGUGACAAAGAGUGUAGAAGAAAAAACAGAUGAUUGUCAACAAGAAGCAAUAGCAACAGAAACUAAUGAUGAUACAGAAAAGACACCUUUAAUAGUAAAUAAGUUGGUUAUUGCUCAAGAUUUUGCUAAAAUCCGUGUAGGCUUGCAAUUUGAUAAUGAAGACGAUGUUAAGCCUCUUGAAAAGGUUGAAAUUCCAGAGGAGUUACAAGGCAUUGAUGAACAAAAUGAGAGCAAGUCACAAAAUGGAGAUGCAGAAAAAGAUAUCAAUAAUGAAGACAGUGAUUCAGAUAUAAGCAGUUUUUAUAGUGGUGAUGAAAAUGUAUGUAGUGAUGUAGAAGAUUAUUUAACAAAUGACCCUGAAACUGUGAAAGAGAAUAAAAGAAGAAGACUGGAAGUUGCCAGUGGUACGUUCACAGUGGAAGAAAUGCCAAAAGAAAAACAAAAUAAAGUUCCUGUUAAAGCUAAAUUGACAGCAAAAGAAAGAAGAGCCCUAGAUAGGGCACAAAAGCGUACUAAAACAGGGAGCAACUUUUAUGAAGUUUCUAAUAUGUCUUCUGGGAGCGAAAGCGAUGACGAUUAUGUGCCGGGUGAGCCGGAAAAAGUGUCGGAAGAAGAAUCUGCAGAUGAUGAAACCGACUUACAGUUUGAAAAAGAACUUGAACACAAAACGAAUAAACGAAAAUCUGCAAAAUCAUGCAAGGGUAAAAAGAAAAAAAUAAAAAAAACUGUUGAAGACGUUUUUUCUGACUCAAAUGAAGAAAUACAAGAAAAGAACCUAAUAUUGGGAGACCCGGAGGAAGAAAAAAAGCGACAGGAUGAUUUAUGGGCAAAGUUUUUGGAGGGAACAGACACUAAACCUAAAUCUGCAACAAAAGAAUUAAAUGACACAAAACUAGUGGCUAAAAAUAUAGAGCCUAAAAAAGAGGAAAAUGUUCAAGAAACAGGAGAUGAUAAAGAAAGGGAAAGAAGAAUAUUUGAAUUUGCUGGAGAAACUAUUGUAGUCGAAAAUGACACAAUCAAAGAAAAAAUUAAAACACCAGAGAGUACAGAAAAGGUACAAAAGUUAGAUGGACCAUCACGAAGUCGCGGAGGGGGAUUGUCAAAUCUGUUGGGUCAGUUAAAUAAAAAAAACCAACUGUCCACUCUGGAAAAGUCUAAACUAGAUUGGAAUACAUAUAAAAAAGUGGAAGGAAUAGAAGAAGAAAUCGUGAAUCACAAUAAAGGAAAGGCGGGAUAUUUGGAUCGCCGAGACUUUUUGGAUAGGACAGAUGUGCGUCAGUAUGAGUUAGAGCGGGAUUUGCGAAUGAGUAAACGAAGCAACCGAUAAAUAAGAACAAUUAAUAUUUACUAUUAUACUCACUAUGUUAUAAGAAUUUAAUUUGUAGUUGUCACUGACAUCUUAAUAAAAUAUGCCAGUGGAAA